AUGGUGACUGGUGCAAGUAUAGUUACGGGCACCAGGUAUGUUAGUGGUGGUGGGGUGCAUGGAUGGAACCUUAUGCGCAAACUGACGAGUAGGGGAGCCAAUGCACUUGCUCAAACACUUCUACAGCCUGGUGUAUCAGAUCUGACAGGAUCUUUCAGGCUUUACCAAAAAUCUGUCCUUGAAGAUGUCAUUAUCUCUGUCGUUAGCAAAGGAUAUGUCUUUCAGAUGGAAAUGAUUGUUCGGGCCACCCGAAAAGGGUACCAUAUUGAAGAGGUACCCAUAACUUUUGUUGAUAGAGUAUUUGGGAGUUCAAAGCUUUGAGGUUCUGAAAUCCUUGAAUAUUUAAAAGGCCUUACCUAUCUGCUGUUCACUACCUAAAAUUUGGGGCGGAGAUGA
Telopea speciosissima is the source of this 396-nucleotide messenger RNA. RefSeq names its product dolichol-phosphate mannosyltransferase subunit 1-like. The coding region runs from base 1 to 321 and encodes 106 amino acids. Lineage: Eukaryota; Viridiplantae; Streptophyta; Magnoliopsida; Proteales; Proteaceae. Gene Ontology annotation, cellular component: endoplasmic reticulum membrane. Gene Ontology annotation, biological process: protein O-linked glycosylation via mannose; GPI anchor biosynthetic process. Gene Ontology annotation, molecular function: dolichyl-phosphate beta-D-mannosyltransferase activity. The transcript has 3 exons. The record is from RefSeq and is a predicted model, not a curated record.